AUGGGUUUCUGGAGUAAAUAUCGAGUUCUUGGUGCAGGUAGCUACGGAACAGUACAUUUAGCAGCAAAGGUCGAUCCUCCUCUUUUAGUUUCUACUGCCGCCGUGAAGUCCGCCGUCUUUCCGUAUUCAAACUGGGUGAAGAAGGAGGGAGAAAUUCUGUUCGAAUUGAGAGGUUGUCGUGAAAUCGUCCAGUGUUUUGGGGAAGAUAUAAGUUUUGAAAACAAUAGAGAGGUCUAUAAUCUUCUCCUCGAAUAUGCAUCAGGUGGAUGUCUUACUGAUUUGAUCAUCAAAACUGGAGGAUAUAUGCCAGAAUCUGUCGUUGCGUGUUACAGUUAUAUGCUGCUUAAGGGUCUCUCUCACGUCCACGAGAAAGGGUUUGUUCAUUGUGACAUCAAACCCGCCAAUAUUCUUGUCUUUCCUAGCCAAGAUGGUUCUUCUUUACACAAUCUCAAGAUAGCAGAUUUUGGACAGGCCAAGAAAAUUGAAGAGGAGGUGAAAAUCUUGAAUCCUGGGCGAUCGACUCACAACAGAGGGGCACUGCUCUAUUCGUCUCCAGAAUCGAUAGCUUUGGGAAUUCACAAGCCAGUUACCGAUAUAUGGUCUCUUGGUUGCAUCAUAGUGGAGAUGAUCACAGGGAAACGCAUUUGGUCGACUACUCGGAGUGAUUCAGAAUUGUUUCAGCAGAUUGGAUUUGGUAAUCCAAUACCCGAAAAUAUUUCCGACACUGCGAAAGAUUUCUUGGACAAAUGCUUGGCCAAGAAACACGAACAGAGAUGGACGGCCGACAUGCUAUUGAGUCAUCCAUUUAUUGUCAAGAAUUUGGCAACGUUGCCUCCAAAUUUCGAAGAUCGAGUGAUGUUCUGUCAGACUAAUCCCUUUUCGACUGGUAUAUGGGCUUCUACAUUGAACCUGUUUACUACUCCACCUAAGUUUCAUCUUCCAUAUCCUCACCAACUUUGUGCAUUACCCCGGAAGAUUAAUCAGAAUGUUCGUGUUCGUUAUCUGUUACCUUAG
Olea europaea var. sylvestris is the source of this 1014-nucleotide messenger RNA. Its product is annotated as mitogen-activated protein kinase kinase kinase 18-like. Gene Ontology annotation, molecular function: protein kinase activity; ATP binding. Gene Ontology annotation, biological process: protein phosphorylation. The record is from RefSeq and is a predicted model, not a curated record. The coding region runs from base 1 to 1014 and encodes 337 amino acids. Lineage: Eukaryota; Viridiplantae; Streptophyta; Magnoliopsida; Lamiales; Oleaceae. The transcript has a single exon.